This is a messenger RNA of Dreissena polymorpha, 3560 nucleotides long. RefSeq lists its product as uncharacterized. Bases 1089 to 3560 code for a protein of 823 amino acids. Lineage: Eukaryota; Metazoa; Mollusca; Bivalvia; Myida; Dreissenidae. The transcript has 3 exons. The record is from RefSeq and is a predicted model, not a curated record.
ACUUGCAUUUUGCAUGCAUCUCGGUAGGGAUACAAACAUUAGCACACUGGGGGUGUUUACUUCAAAGUUAAUAAAUACACGAGUGAAUAUGUAUUUUUAUAUCACAUUUAUUAAUAUAUUAUACUGGGACAGUAUAAUAACACUCAUAAGUUUGUUUACAUUUUAAUGGAAAAUCAACACUCAACCGUCAAUACUUUUAUUUCUGACACAACGUCGUACUAUUUUUAAUAUCACAAACCUCUGUGAUUAAACAAAAUUUAAUUAUAUGUAUGUGUAUUACGAUUGAAUGAAACCUAUAUAUUAUUAAUAUUAGCAACCCCAGCAGAUCUUAUCUUAUCAGUGAAAGAUCUAAGAAAAUCAGCUAAUCUGCAUAGUGGUUCCAUUGCAAGUUAUUUUUAUAAAGUAUCUUAAAUAAAAUCAAAAUAAUAUAAAUGCAGAUUGAAAGAAAAAUAAAUUCUCUUUAAUAUGAUAUAAAUUUUAAUAAUAUUUAGUUUAUAUUCGCUGCUUAACAAUCUAUAUUGGAUUCAAGUACAACGUCUGUGCAAAGACCUAUCAAUAUACAUAUAUUGUAUAUUGAUAGGUCUUUGGUCUGUGUCCCAUUUCCUUUGUUUACUGCAUUUUCGAGUACCUGCGCUGACACCCGGUUGUUUACAACACAUUUGCGACCUGACAAGGUCAUUUGAAUAUUAAUGAAUGAUAUAUUUAUGUUCACCAAUGAAAAACGUUUCCGAUGAUAUUCGCGAAAUUGUGCUAUGUUAAUUCUACGCGACGAAAAGUAGUCCAAAAGUCUAUGAAAGUUUCUUCAAAAUAUAAUGUUUUUUUAUUAUUUUGCAUAGAAAAUCACAAAAUAUUAGCUCUGAUGUUUCUUUUGGUACCAGAAUUAUAAAUUGGAAACGAUAUAAAGUACGUUGCAUUUAACAUUAAAAAGCACGUGUUUGGGAAUUUUCAACUAGGCCAGAGGUCGAAAUAGCGGCGCCAUAUUGGAAAAUUCGAUUAAGCUGGUAGCGUGAUCGAUAACCGUGAUUUCUUCAACAAUUACUUUAUAUAAACCUAGAAAAACGAUAGCAAUCAAAUUAUUCAAAACAAUUAUGAAUAACAACAGAACUGGAAAUACCCGCGGGCGUGGGAGACCAAAGAAACGACAGUUUCAACAGAAAAAGGAAGGAAGACCAGAUGAUGUUGUUAAAAAGGAUAAGUAUAUGGUUGCUCAGUCUACCACACAGGAAAGUAUAGAAAAAUCCAAUGCUAAUACAAAUGUAAAUAAAACAACAACAAAAAUUUUAACUUUACAAAAUUUGCUUACUCUUGGCCCAAUUAAUGUUUUGUCCGUCACAACUGACUUUGGUCUACAGGAUUCUGUUUUUGGACCCUGGGAGUAUAAAAAUGAUCAUAACUGCAUCGUAAAGUAUACCAUUCAAGGCUCAGACAUCAGUCAUUCAAUUCGCCUUGAUAACAUGUUAACAAGAGGAAUACCAACUACUGAAAGAUCAUCCCUCGCUUUCCGUUGGUAUUCAUGGAUUCGUUUGAAGGCCAUUGCAAAUCAAAAAAACUUACCAAUAAACUCAGUGCUGACAAAUGAGGGUCAAUUUCUUUCACUUCUACACGAAGUAAAUCUUUAUUACACUAAAUGUUCAAAAGCUUGUAGAGAUGAAGGCUUAGAGCCAAAUCGUGGACCACAAUCCCAUGAAGAUGCUUGCAAUUUAGAGCGCCUUCAUUAUUAUGGAAAGGGCACAAUAAAAUACUACAGAAAAACAACUUUCUUGCAGCUAGUUGCAAAAAGAUAUGGAGAAAAUGUAAAGGCUGAAUAUUUGGUAAACCCAACUACACGACUCAUAAGUUGCACAGACUAUGAGGAAAUAUUAAGGGACGUUCAUUCAGAAAUUAUCCACAAUUAUUCAAGACACGAAAAGUUGUUAAAGAACUUUGCUGGGCCUCAAUGUAAUGAGGAUCGUCCUAAUAAUGAAAGGAUCAACUUUGAUGUCAAAUUUACAUCUUCCUCUUCUAAGGCAAAACAGGAACUUAAGACAGACUCGGACUUGCCUUUACAAAAAGUAUUAGAACCAACAGAAGCAGACACGAGCGAAUUUUACCUUAGAAAAUGCAAUCUUUGCAGCAAAGUCCGAUGGUUAGGAAAGAGAGCAGCUGAAAAGUUUGUCUUGGGCUCAUAUGUAUAUGGUAACCUUCAUAAACAAGUACAUUUCUCCUGCAAUCUGCUUCAUGGCACUUCAUGUGAUGAGGAAAAUGACAUUAUUCCUCUUCCAUGUUCUGAACAAAGUCCACAACUAUGGGUAGCAUACAACAGUCUGCACGAGUCAAAACUGACACCAGUUGCUUUUGUGUUGAAAACAAUAAGCGAAGUUAGUGCAGGUGUUGAACAUGUUCAGAUAAUGGCAAAAUAUGCAUGCACGAGUCAAGAAUUUGACAUAAUCAAAGGCAUGGCAGUAUACACUCAGUCUCUGCCUUCGGCAUGUGUGAAGUUUGUUCAAUCUUUGACAACUGGUCGAUUUAAGUCUUAUAAAGAAAUCCCCCAUUUUAAAAAAGGAAAGCUUAAUAUAACAAAACCACGCGAAGCUCUUGUUUGUCAAUCAUGGUUAGAUCAUAGCGAGCUGUCAUCUGAAGACCCAUCUGCUCGGCACACUGUGCUAAAUCUAAGUGGAAUUCGUGAUCUCCAUGCAACAUAUGGUGCCAUGAAAAUGAUUCAUUGCUCUCAAUGUGGAAUGUGUUCACCAGGAUUUGAAGCAGAUGCAGAUAAAUGUAUACAGGUCCCUGAAGCUGGCCAACAGAUUCCACUGUCAAACUCUUUUCUUCUGCAAGCUUUAAAACAGUCUCAGGUCUUAGCAGGGUCUAGUGUCACUCUCGACUCAGCAUUUUCAAGUGCUAUAGUUUAUAAUGAUGAAACAGUAACAGGGAUUUGUACAAAUUGUUCAAAAUUUUGUAAAAUUGAGGAUGGAAUUGUAACAUUGCUGCACAAAAAUUCUGCUGCUGAAGAGAGUUCUCAGGGAACCACUGUUGACAGUCAGCAAUCUAUUAAUGACAAUAUUUCAAAUAUAAACCCUUACGGUCCUGAAAAUCUGAUGGCUCUUGAUAUUUUUCAAGAUGAGGCCUCAUAUCAGCAUUCAAUGUUCAUGGACACUUUAUCGCAGGCUGAAAAACUAGUUCUAUCACCGAUCCAUGCUGUAAUAGUUAUAUUGCGUUCUCGAACUAAUAAUAUCCCAUUCUCCAGAUAUGGAUCAAUAUCUUUUGCGAUAAAAGAACCAGUCAAAACUAAAGCUCUUCCUUGGCACACUUUUCAAAAGUUGCCAUUUGUUAUCAUGGUCUCUAAGCAAGAAGAUGGAAGCAUUAAUGAAGCUAAAAUUAAUAUGGCAAAGAUUGUUCAUGCAAAAGAGCUUAUGGAGCGUGAAGUGACUUGUCCUGUGUAUGGUACCAAAAGACCAUUUUACAGGUACUGUGAUAAGGUUCAUACACCUUUUACAGUAGCUGCCAUGGAGAAUCUAGCAAGUCAGCUAUCAGAUACAAGCACUGCUGUUUACCCAAAUGGUUUUGAGAAAAAUCAAUGUUGA